UCCUAUCCAAUUAAAAAUUCUAAAUCCAUCUUCCCUUUUUGUUUCUGCAAUCAUCUUUUCUCUCUCUACACAUCAAGAAAGUGUAAUUUAAUAUAGCAGAGAACCCAUUUUACACAUAACAAGAAAGUGAGUAGUAUAUAAUUUCUUUCAUAAAAAUACACUUGGCAACUGCAGCAACUCCUGGUUUACAGGUGUGUUGGAUCCUCUCCAUACUCAACACCUUUCCCCCACACACACAAAAAAAAGUGGGUAUACAAAAAAGAAGAAGAAAAAAUAGCAAUAAAACCCAAGAAGGAAAAACCCCAAAUAAUAAUCUUGGAUUAUUUCAUUUUACAUUUUGUCAAAUUUGGAUUUUGGGGUAUCCCAAAAAGGUAAAAAGAUCCAAUCUUUAUGAAUUUUGUAGUGUAGUUGAAGAGGAGAUUAGUGGAUUGGUUACUUGUUGGGGAUUUUGCUAGAAGAAUUGAACCCAAGUUUGUAUUUUUUUGCCUCUUGUUUUGUUUUAGCUUAAGGUGGUGUUUGGUUGUUGUGCUGAAAAAACAAGAGAUUUUGGUGUUUUGGAUUUUGAGGGACUUUUGAUUGGUGAAAGAUUGAAUUUUGUUUGUGUUGGCUCAGGGGGCUGUUUGGUUGUUGUGCUGAAAGGGCAAGAGAGUUUGGUGUUUUGUGUGUAUGGGAAUUUGGUAGGUGAUUAAAGAUUGAGUUUUGUUUGUUCUGGCUCAAGGGACUGUUUGGUUUUGAGCUGAAGAGUAAGAGAGAAAUUUUUGGUGUUUUGUGUAUUUGAGAGUUUGAUGAAUGGUUUUGAGGGUCUUUUGAUUAGAGAAAGAUUGGAUUUUGAGUGCUUAAGGGUCUGUUUGGUGUUGUGCUGAAGAGACAGAAGAGAGAAAUUUUGGCGUUUUGUGUAUAUGGGAGUUUGGUGAAUGGUUUUGAGGGUCUUUUGAUUAGAGAAAGAUUGGAUUUUGAGUGCUUAAGGGUCUGUUUGGUGUUGUGCUGAAGAGACAGAAGAGAGAAAUUUUGGCGUUUUGUGUAUAUGGGAGUUUGGUGAAUGGUUUUGAGGGUCUUUUGAUUAGAGUAAGAUUGGAUUUUGAGUGCUUAAGGGUCUGUUUGGUGUUGUGCUGAAGAGACAAUAGAAAAAUUUUGGUGUUUUGAGGGUCUUUUGAUUGGAGAAAGAUUGGAUUUUGAAAGGUUUAUAUAGAGUUGUUAGUAUAAAAAUGGUGAGUGGUACUUUGUUUCAUUAUAGAAAGAACUCAUGGCCACCUGAGGAGUAUAUCACUAAAGCAACUUUGCAAUUGUUCGAUUUUGAUAGUGCUGCUCCACCAUCUCAAGCUUGGAGAAGGAAACUAAACAGCCAUGCUAGCAAGUUAAAAGAAUUUAGUGUCACAUUCAGAGAGGCAAUAAAAAUGGUUCGGCUUGGUAUACGUCUAUAUUCAUAUGUAAGGGAAGAAGCAUCCUAUGGAAGGAGAGCUCCAAUUGAUCCCUUUACACGAGAACGCUGCAAACCAUCAGCUUCUCAAGGUGUUCCACUUGGAGGGAUGGGGAGUGGCAGCAUAUCCAGAGGCUUUAGAGGCGAGUUCAAGCACUUCCAAAUUCUUCCUGGAACAUGUGAGACUUCUCCAAUCAUGGCCAAUCAGUUCUCAAUUUUCAUAUCCCGGGAUGGAGGAAAGAAAAAGUAUGCUUCCGUUUUGUCUCCAGGAGAACAUGAAGGGCUAGGGAAGGCUAGUGAUCAUGGUAUAUCAUCAUGGGGCUGGAAUCUGAGUGGACAGCAUUCUACAUAUCAUGCACUCUUUCCUCGGGCUUGGACAAUAUAUGAUGGUGAACCAGAUCCAGAACUGAAAAUUUCUUGUCGGCAAAUAUCACCGUUCAUCCCAAAUGACUACAGCGAGAGCAGUCUUCCUACAUCAGUUUUUGUUUACACUUUGGUGAACACUGGGAAGGAAAGGGCACAAGUCAGCCUUCUUUUUACAUGGGCGAAUUCAAUUGGAGGUGUCUCGCAUCUAUCAGGAGAUCAUGUGAACGAACCAUUUAUAGGUGAAGAUGGAGUCUCUGGCGUACUCCUACAUCACAAGACAAAAGAAAACCCUCCUGUUACUUUUGCUGUAGCUGCAUGUGAAACUCAGAAUGUUAGCAUUACUGUUUUACCAUGUUUCGGUCUGACAGAGGGAAGCUGUGUAACAGCAAAGGAUAUGUGGGGUAAAAUGGUGCAGGAUGGGCACUUUGAUCGAGAGAACUUCAGCAAAGGACCAAGCAUGCCAUCAUCACUUGGGGAGACAUAUUGUGCUGCUGUUUCUGCAUCUGCAUGGGUUGAGCCACAUGGAAAAUGUACUGUGGCAUUUGCUGUUUCGUGGUCAUCUCCUCAAGUUAGAUUCAUGAAAGGAAUGUCAUACUAUCGGCGGUACACAAGGUUUUAUGGUAUCUCAGAAAGGGCUGCUGUAGAUUUGGUUCAUCAUUCAUUGACAAAUUAUAAGCUAUGGGAAGAAGAAAUUGAGAAAUGGCAAAAUCCUAUCCUUAAUGAUGAUAAGCUACCGGAAUGGUACAAGUUUACGCUAUUUAACGAGCUGUAUUUUCUGGUGGCUGGUGGAACAGUAUGGAUUGACUCUGGGAUUCCUUCUUCAGAUUCAGUUAGUACGAGAACGAGGCCGAGUAAGGAAGUCAAAGUAACUAAAGUCAAAUCGAAUAAAAAUGGUGUACAAGUGGAGAAGGCUGCAUAUAAUGGUUAUGGGGAAGACAAUCAUUUCUCAAGUUCUGAUAAGUUUUCAGGGUCAGUUAGUGACAGUGAUGAUGUGGGUAGGUUUCUAUACUUGGAAGGCGUAGAAUAUAUUAUGUGGUGUACAUAUGAUGUGCACUUCUAUGCCUCGUUUGCACUUCUUGCUUUAUUUCCUAAAAUUGAGCUCAGCAUUCAAAGGGAAUUUGCUAAAGCUGUCUUAUGUGAAGAUGGAAGAAAAGUGAAAUUUCUGGCAGACGGUAAUUGGGGAAUACGGAAGGCCAGGGGGGCUAUUCCUCAUGAUCUUGGAAUGCAUGAUCCUUGGCAUGAAAUGAAUGCCUAUAACAUACAUGAUACUAGUAGAUGGAAGGACCUCAAUCCAAAAUUUGUGCUUCAGGUCUAUAGGGACUUCGCAGCAACUGGCGAUUUUUCCUUUGCUACAGACGUCUGGCCUUCUGUAUGUGCUGCAAUUGAGUAUAUGGAUCAAUUUGAUCGUGACAAUGAUUGUCUAAUUGAAAAUGAUGGUUUCCCUGAUCAAACAUAUGAUACAUGGACGGUUCAUGGAAUCAGUGCUUACUGUGGUGGUUUAUGGCUUGCUGCUCUUCAAGCUGCGGCUGCAAUGGCCAUGCAUGUGGGCGACUAUGCCUUCGCAGAAAAAUGCAAAGGCAAAUUGAUAAAAGCCAAGACAGUAUAUGAGGAAAAACUAUGGAACGGCUCAUAUUUUAACUAUGACAGUGGAUCUAGUAGUAACAGUAAGUCAAUCCAGGCUGAUCAGCUAGCUGGACAGUGGUAUAUGGCAUCGUCUGGCUUGCCUGAUCUCUUUGAUGGUGUAAAGAUCAAGAGUACUCUUCAAAAAAUUUAUGACUUCAAUGUCAUGAAAGUUCGUGGAGGCAGAAUGGGUGCAGUAAAUGGAAUGCAUCCAAAUGGAAAGGUAGACGAGACUUGCAUGCAAUCCCGUGAGAUAUGGACUGGUGUCACAUAUGGCGUGGCUGCUACCAUGCUUCAUGCUGGUAUGGAGGAGCAGGCAUUCACUACAGCUGAAGGCAUAUUCACCGCAGGCUGGUCAGAGGAUGGCUUUGGAUACGCAUUUCAAACACCCGAAGGUUGGACCAUCGAUGGACAUUUUCGAUCUCUGAUAUAUAUGAGGCCCCUUUCAAUUUGGGGCAUGCAGUGGGCGCUAUCGAUGCCUAAGACAGUCCUUGAUGCUCCUAAGAUCAAUAUAAUGGACAGAAUUCAAGUGACCCCCUACACUCCUCAGGAGACUUGUGUCCGGAAAAUAGCCGAAAAAGCAAAAUGCUGUAACAGUAGAAUCUUCAGCUGUACUUGCUGAGUCCAUUCAGUUCUUAGUUUUUAACCUUCUGUAGAAAUUCAUUCCUUUCUUCCGCGUCUAGAGGGACCGCGAAAAGUGGCUGUCUAGACUUCGAUAGAGAGAUAAUUACGAAAGUUAGUAUGGGAAUUUGGUUCCAUAUCGAUGAGUUUUUAACUUUGUCACUCGUCGUCUUUCGUGUAUAUUGCAAGAUAUAUGUAAUUUCUUGUUGAAGUGGUUCAUAGGUGAAACCGAGUUUUUGGGUAUUGGAUUGCACACACAUUACCCUCA
This is a messenger RNA of Capsicum annuum, 4292 nucleotides long. Its product is annotated as non-lysosomal glucosylceramidase. The coding region runs from base 1206 to 4025 and encodes 939 amino acids. Lineage: Eukaryota; Viridiplantae; Streptophyta; Magnoliopsida; Solanales; Solanaceae. Gene Ontology annotation, biological process: glucosylceramide catabolic process; carbohydrate metabolic process. The record is from RefSeq and is a predicted model, not a curated record. Gene Ontology annotation, cellular component: membrane. The transcript has 18 exons. Gene Ontology annotation, molecular function: glucosylceramidase activity; beta-glucosidase activity.